AUCAAAUACUGAAACAGUAAAGCGAUAACGUUCAUACAAAGAUGAAUCAAGACCUUCUUCUCCCAUGGCGUCCGUGCCAGACCUUCCUCCCUCUUCCCUUCCCGUCCACACUUGCUCCUAUCUGCACAAGAAAACCCACCACGCUCCUUAUCCGAGCAACUCUCCAGUCCGAAAAAACAGCAGUUCUUACAGCUAAAGAGAAAAGAGAGAUGAGGAACGCCAAAAGAGACGAAAAUCGAUUGUAUAAUUGGAGGGAAGAAGUCGAAGAAAAGUUACUGAAGAAACCCAAGAAGGAAUUUAAGUCUUGGAAGGAAGAACUUAACCUUGACAAACUCUCUCUUCUGGGUCCCCGAUGGUGGAUUGUCAAGGUCUCCAGAGCUACCGGUAAGGAUACUGUUGUAAAGAUGAUGCAGGCACUCCAUCGCAAUUUUCCUGAUGCUGAGUUUAAGGUAUAUGCUGCAGCUGUCAAUGAGAAAAAGAAGUUGAAGAACGGUUCAAUCUCAGUUAAACCGAAGCCUCUCUAUCCUGGAUGCGUGUUUUUGCAUUGCACACUGAAUAGGGAACUCCACAAUUUUAUAAGAGAAUGUGAUGGGGUUGGAGGAUUCGUUGGACAAAUGGUUGSAAACACAAAGAGACAGAUUAACAAACCAAGGCCCAUAACUGAUGCUGAUAUGGAAGAAAUAUUUCAAGAAGUGAAGGAGAAACAGGAAGCGUCAGAUAAAGCUUUUGAAGAAGAGCAUGAAGUUGGUCAUGAGUUGGAAAUUCUUGAUAAAAGAUUGCUUUCACUUUCAGAUCAAAAGCUAGUUGCAGCAAAGACAAAAGGACAAUCCAGAAAACCUUCAGGGAUUCUUUUAGGGUCAACUGUACGAAUCGUGUCGGGGGCCUUUACAGACUUCACAGGCACCAUAAAGAAACUAGAUAAGAAAAGAGGAAUGGCAACGGUUGGGUUCACAUUGUUUGGGAAGGAAACUCUUGCGGAUUUAGAUCUCUGUGAGAUUGUAGAAGAGCAGAAAUGAUGCAAAUAGGCUACAUCUUGAUCUCAAGUGUUGUUUCAGGUGGAGUGGAGUGAAUGAUCUACAUUAUGAAGUGGGCACUGGUUAUUGUAAACAUUGAUCAAACUCGUAGGCGAUUCAAGAACCUGAAACGACCCACGACCUGCAUCCAUCUAUCUAUUCAAGAUUGCUCAUCUCUUUGGAUGAUUACUGACCAACUGUCAUGCAGUAACUGCUACUAGUUUUUAAUUUGUCCCGUAAAUUCUCUAUGUCUAGAUCCUUGUCGGGAAACCUAAAGUAGCAAUGAGUUGCAUUGUGAGUUGCAAGCACAACUGUAACUAAGUGAGCUCUACUCAUUGUAUGGAUCGGGUUUGAUUUAAAAGUUUAUUGGCCGAA
Molecule: messenger RNA, 1388 nt
Organism: Cynara cardunculus var. scolymus (artichoke)
Lineage: Eukaryota; Viridiplantae; Streptophyta; Magnoliopsida; Asterales; Asteraceae
Exons: 5
Coding region: 42-1016 (324 amino acids)
Biological process (GO): DNA-templated transcription elongation; transcription elongation-coupled chromatin remodeling
Source: RefSeq, a predicted model, not a curated record